AGAGGGGAAACUCGUUUCUAAUUCUACAAUUCUUAAUUCGUUGGUUUAACCAAACAAAACUUGACUCAUUAAUUCUUCAAAAUCCCGCCGUUGUCUCUCACCUGAAAAAAUCCCCAAAUUCCAUCAUUUUGUAUUUCUAGGGUUUAUGAUCCUUCGUUUAACCCUUCUUCUUCCUAAAUCUUUAAACAUUAAUCUUCAAUUAAACAACAAUGAUGCGAGCUAGAUUGGUAGUGUUUCCAGUAAAAGGGAGGAAUUGGUGUUUUAGCAGAUCAAUGGAUUCCUUAAUUUCCGGCGAUACGUCAAAGUUAUCGUCUACUCCUACAACUAUUAGAGAUCUCUGGAAGUCUCUCUCAUCCUCUUCUCAGCCUGUUACUGCUAAUGCCGAGCUUCUUGUUGAUUUUGUCUCACAUAAGAUGAAUACAGCUUGGAUGGGUUUGGAGAAGGCACCGCAAGGGUCUUUCAAAAACAAGAUUUAUGGUGUCGGGUUAUGGUUGCUUUCUCGGGUCAAGCCAAGUGAGCUCUUCUUGAAGUCUAUAUCUAAGGAAGUCACUGGAGUUGAAGUUACAUAUCCAACAAGUUUAAAUGCUAGACUUGUACGUCGAAGAUUACGACACAUUGCUAUGAGUGGAUCAAUAAUUCACAAAAAGUAUUUGUAUGGCUCUGCAGCAUUGCUUCCAGUAUCCUCUGUCUUCAUGGUUCUACCUUUGCCCAACAUCCCAUUCUUUUGGCUGCUGUAUCGCACAUAUUCUCACUGGCGUGCCUGGCAGGGCAGUGAAAAGCUUCUUCAGCUUGUCUCAGAUGGUUCAGAUGGUCGAUGCAGUAACAAGAAAGAAAACGAACGUCAUAAUAGCUCCAAUGAUGAAGCAACUGGGUUACGUUUGGUCUUGGAACCAUCGAAGCAACUGGAAGAACUUGUUUGCCGUGGAAAUGCAGAUGAUGGCCUUAGCAGAUGCGUCAUGAUAGAUAUUUGCAAGACUUUUGAGUUGAAUCCGCAAGAGGUUCUCAGGUACCAGGAGUUGUAGCUGAAGUGUUGGUUAGGAUUAGGAGCAUUUCUGAAGAACUUUUCUUUAAAGUGAUUAGAUUUGCAAUUUUGUAAGAAGAAUCGUACCACAUAUUCAGAUUGAGAAUUUGUAGAAACUUGUUUUCGGUGUUUCAAUUGAUAGAACUAUCAUGAUCCGUGGCUUUCAAGUGUAUACCAGAUUACCAGUUAUAUAAUUCUAUGAAUAGCUCUCUGCUAAAGGGGUUUGGGCAUAUUUACUUAUUGCCUCUCUA
Chenopodium quinoa (quinoa) is the source of this 1272-nucleotide messenger RNA. RefSeq lists its product as uncharacterized. NCBI's taxonomy places the organism in Eukaryota, Viridiplantae, Streptophyta, Magnoliopsida, Caryophyllales, Amaranthaceae. The transcript is spliced from 8 exons. Bases 210 to 1022 code for a protein of 270 amino acids. Gene Ontology annotation, cellular component: mitochondrial inner membrane. The record is from RefSeq and is a predicted model, not a curated record. Gene Ontology annotation, biological process: potassium ion transport; proton transmembrane transport.